GCAGCUCUCUAAUAUAACUGGUCCCUAGACCGUGCUGAGCUAUAAAAGUUAUCAAACGUAAUUGAACUGGAACGGAACGGAAGCGAGGAUUGGAGAGAAAUGUGCCCUUUACGCUUGUUGUUGGUUAAAAUGCGAGCAGCAGCUGAAGCAGAGACACUGAAGAUCGUCUGGUACAUGACGAGACGUAGCCUUUCCUCCGCCGCACGUUUGUUCUCUUUUCAUCCUUUCUCUCCUCCCGAACGCUCCGCGAGACGCUUUAUCCCCCGAACGUUGCUGUAGAGCGGCGGCGUUGCACUUUGAUUUGAGCUUGAAGCCGCGCGCCCGCUAUCUCAAACGUCAGGCGGAGAGAAACAGGAGAGCCAGACUGGUGAGUUCAAAGUGAGGAGGAUUUACUGCGGGGCUCCUGUUUGUGUGUGUGUGCCGCAGCCCAAACAGCCUCACUUGAGUCUUUUGUCCUUACAUAACUCACGAGGACAAACACACAUGCAAUCAUGUCCCAGAGGGGAGAUCAAAUGAAAGUUGUGGCAAAUAUGAAAAAAAAAAUAUUAAACAGUGAAACAUUUUCUCUAUGUUUGCACUCACUGUAGCAUUUUUCCCACCUUGUUUCAAAGAGCCAAAUGAAAACCAUUCAGAUAUUAAAUCCAGGAUGAUUGUGACUGAGCGUAUAUCUCACUCCGGGCGCGCUUCACAGCCUCCCUCUCUCCUUCUCUCGUUCUCUGUCUAUCUCUCUCCUUCUGGAGUGCUAAUGACCACUGAUUCAGUCAGCAACAGCAACACACACACACACACACACUCACACUCACACUCCAGCGCUCAGUAUUUGGAUGAGAGACAGAGCGUUUUUUUUCCAGAGGAGGCUGUUGGUUUAUUGAUCCUCCAGCUCAGCCCCAGAGAAGGAAUGAGCGACAGGAAGAGAAAGUCAUGCUCAGGAGAAACGCUGCUGUUGGGACUUAGCUGUAUCUGACCUCGAGACCAACAGGACCAACUGUGAUGUUAUUUCUGUAGAGAAACUUUGCCCCACGCUUGUUCAGGAUGUCAAUGGAACGGAGGGCACUGUUGGAACAGAAGCAGCGGAGGAAGCGUCAAGAGCCACUCAUGGUCCAGCCCAACACGGAGGCCUGGCCCCGGCGCUCCAGGACGCGGCGCGGGGAGGAGCAGGCGCCACUGGUGGAGUUCCAACCCAGUAUCGUAAACGAUGUCAACAUGGAUGGUAUUGAUGGCCCAGCAGCCUUCAUGGGCUCAGACGUCCCUGAUCUUGGAACCAAAAUCCAGAUCCUCUCGCCGAGCCAAACCCAGAACAAGUCCCAGUCCCAGUCUGAGUCUCAGUUCCAGCUUCAAUCCCAGCCUCAGUCUCCUGCUUGUGAGGAGCCCGAGAGAGACAGAGACACUGAGACGCUGCUCGAGCCCAAGACGGAUAUCCACGAGUUACUGCAGAAACAAGGCCUCUGUGGCAGCAUGAACUUCGACGAAUCCAGCGAAAACGAGGAGGAUACGGAGGAAGAUCGGACACGUUCCCUGUCGCCUCACGCAGACUCCACCAGGCCUGAGUCUGCUGCCAGCGGCAAAGACGUUUCAGAGGUCGUAACCCCGGGAUCCCCCACACCGGACAGCUCGCUGAUCGACGUGGCCAAUCUGGAGGAGUUCGUCCUCCGUCCGGCUCCACGCGGCAUCACCGUGAAGUGUCGAAUCACCCGGGACAAGAAGGGCAUGGACCGCGGCCUGUACCCCACCUACUUCAUGCACAUGGAGCGAGAGGACGGCAAGAAGGUGUUUCUGUUGGCAGGCAGGAAGAGGAAGAAGAGUAAGACGUCCAACUACCUUAUUUCAGUGGACGCCACCGACCUGUCUCGUGAGGGAGAGAGCUUCAUCGGUAAACUGAGGUCCAACCUCAUGGGCACCAAAUUCACCGUGUACGACAACGGCACCAACCCCUGCAAGAACCCCGGGGCUCUGCUGGAGGAGAGCAACACGCGACAGGAACUGGCCGCCAUCUGCUACGAAACCAACGUACUGGGAUUCAAAGGACCACGGAAAAUGACCGUAGUCAUCCCGGGCAUGAACAUGAACUUCGAGAGGGUCCCCGUGAGACCUCAGAGUGAGCAGGAGAGCCUCCUCAGCAGGUGGCACAGCCACUCACUGGACAACCUGAUCGAGCUGCACAACAAGGCCCCGGUGUGGAACGACGACACGCAGUCCUACGUGCUCAACUUCCACGGCCGAGUCACUCAAGCCUCGGUCAAAAACUUUCAAAUAGUUCACGACAACGACCCCGACUACAUCGUGAUGCAGUUUGGCCGCGUGGCCGAGGACAUCUUCACUCUGGACUACAACUAUCCCAUGUGCGCCCUUCAAGCCUUCGCCAUCGGCCUGUCGAGCUUUGACAGCAAGUUGGCCUGCGAAUGAGCCGCCGGCUUUUUUACUCGCACGCACACACACCCCCUCUGCCGCCUGUCCUCAGAUCUCCUCUCAGGAGGUCGCCCCGGCAGCACCGCUGUCACGUGGUCGUCACCGGGAGUCACACGGAUGAAAAGAGAAAAACAGUGAUGAGACUGAAAAGACGACGUUUGUCACAGGUGUUGGUGAAUCCAACAACUCCCCUGGUUCCUGUUUUGAGUUUUUUGUUUGUUCCAUGAUCAGUUUUUACCCGUUGUGUACUGUAAGUGUGUACAAAUACACGUGUGUACAAAGUGAAAGGGAAAAACACACACGGCUCUUAUCUGUGCUGGAGACAGGAGCUCUCGUUAGACACUCAAACAUCCGACCCUGUUUGAAGACGUGUGUAUUAAUCCUGUCUUUUCUGUCGUGUCCACUCGUCUGGCACCACCUGCUGGCCAAACCUUAUAUCUGUCAGUAAUAAGUUGUUUUUCCAUCCAUCCAUCAUCUUCCUCUGUUUCGACUCUAGUUUGGUUUUAAGUAUGAUUUCAUUAUCCUUCACUUAGAGCUCAGUCUAAUCUCCUUUCUUUGUUUUCGUGUCGUCCUCCCUCUGAUUUGUUCCCGUGUGGAAAGUGCAUUAUUCAGGACUGACCUGUGUUUUUUUGAAAGUGUAAUUUUUUUAAUCCAUGUGACUGUGCUACUUUUUUCCUUUUUGUCUUAAAGAUAAUUUGUAUCAUGGUAAAAAAAAAAAAACUAAAACAAACGCAGCAUUGCACAUUUUAAGUGAAACUGUAAAUACAAGACAAUGUAAUAUCUUCUUAUUUGAUUUCUUCUUUCACGUCUUAAAAUGGUUAAUGCCAUUUCAAUGGAAAUUUGAAAUGACGGUUAAGUUAAUCGCUGAUAGAUCAUAUAUUCAUGGUUACACAAAAAAUUAUUUAACCAAGAUUUCACUUUAAAGCGACAUCUACAGUCGACUGAAGAUUAAAGUGGCGUUUUGUUGAGUUGAGAUGAAGUCGGAGGCCGUUUGUUUAAAGUCUAAAUCUGUUUCAACCCCUCUUUUGAAUUAUGAGUGGAAAUUAAAGGGACAGUUUAGUUUAUUAUUACAUUUCUGUACAUCAUACAGUUUAUGAGGCUUUACAUCAUCAUUGAACGUCACCAGUACUUUGAUUUAAAGUGCUGGUCGUCUGUGAAGGUCAAGUGGAAACAGAACUGUGUAUUACGCACAGUUACUUUUAAUUCGGUUUUCAUCUGGAUCCUUAAUCGAUGGUUUUAAAGGAAUUAAUGUUGCAGAUAUUUUAAAAAUAACUGUGCCAGCAGUUUAUAGAAAAUCGUGUUUUGUACCUAAAAAUGUUGGUUUGAAGACCGAAUCAAGAUUUAUAGAAGAUAUUUUAAAUACUUUUACAAUAAGAGACUCUAUUUGAAACUAACACACUAUCAGGUAUAUGUUUGUAUUUUAACAGAUGGAAAAUAUGACACUAAAAACUUCAUGUAAACGCAGUGAGACACGAAUGUAUCCGGUGAACUGUUUAUUUUCAUAAACGGGACAGAUGUCAAUUUGAUUCAGAACAUCUUCAAGAAGAAAAAAACUAAAGUGCUUAUUUCAAUGAACGUUUAAAUAAAAAUGUUUAAAUGACCAAAAUAAAAGACAUUUUGAAAAAGUG
Hippoglossus stenolepis (Pacific halibut) is the source of this 4034-nucleotide messenger RNA. RefSeq names its product TUB like protein 3 (gene tulp3). Gene Ontology annotation, cellular component: cilium. Gene Ontology annotation, biological process: protein localization to cilium. The coding region runs from base 1033 to 2403 and encodes 456 amino acids. The record is from RefSeq and is a predicted model, not a curated record. NCBI's taxonomy places the organism in Eukaryota, Metazoa, Chordata, Actinopteri, Pleuronectiformes, Pleuronectidae. The transcript is spliced from 10 exons.